Molecule: messenger RNA, 2130 nt
Organism: Maylandia zebra (zebra mbuna)
Lineage: Eukaryota; Metazoa; Chordata; Actinopteri; Cichliformes; Cichlidae
Gene: cts12
Product: cathepsin 12
Biological process (GO): proteolysis
Molecular function (GO): cysteine-type peptidase activity
Source: RefSeq, a predicted model, not a curated record
GGGACCAAAACAGACUCACAUGCAUGAAGUCCAGCAGGCCAGCUUUCUGCUGAAAGCUGCUCUGCUGUCCGUCCUGCUGAGUGGCCUGCAGCACGUGCUGGCAGACUCAGAUGAGGAGGCCCCGACUGAGUGGGAGAUCUGGAAAAGCAGAUAUGGCAUAAGCUAUGAUGAAUCAGAUGACAUGGAAAGGAGAGCCAUCUGGGAGGAGAAUAAGCAGUUGAUUGAAGACAACAACCGAAGGUUUCUCAUGGGGAUGAAGUCAUUCAGUAUGGCUAUGAAUAGAUAUGGAGACCUAACACAACAAGAAUACCGGGUUUUGCAAGGUGCCAAGAUGAAUGCUCAGUUUGUAAAGAGAGGGAAAGAAGUCUCAGCUCGAAGACUGCGUAACAAUGCAAGGCAUUUAGAUGGCUAUGCUGUUGACUACAGAAACAUGGGUUUUGUGACUGAGGUUAAAGAUCAGGGCUUUUGUGGGUCAUGCUGGGCCUUCAGCACUACGGGAGCUAUAGAGGCACAGCUGUACAAAAAGACAGGUCAGCUGAUAUCCUUGAGCGAACAAAACUUAGUGGAUUGUUCUAAAUCCUUUGGUACCUAUGGGUGCAGUGGUGCCUGGAUGGCCAAUGCUUAUGACUAUGUGGUCAGCAACGGGCUGGAGUCUUCAAACACCUACCCAUACACCUCAGUGGACACUCAGCCCUGUUUCUACGACAGCAGGCUUGCAGUUGCUCACAUCAGGGACUACAGGUUCAUUCCCAGGGGAGAUGAGCAAGCUAUGGCUGAUGCUCUGGCAACUAUUGGACCAAUAACAGUUGCUAUUGAUGCAGAUCAUGCAAGCUUCCUGUUCUACAGCUCAGGAAUAUAUGACGAGCCCAACUGCAACCCCAAUAAUCUGAAUCAUGCAGUGCUGCUGGUCGGCUAUGGCUCACAAGAAGGCCAAGACUACUGGAUCAUCAAGAACAGUUGGGGAACUGGCUGGGGUGAAGGCGGCUUUAUGCGAAUCGUCCGGAAUGGCCAAAACACUUGUGGCCUCGCCAGCUACGCCUUGUACCCUAUUCUAUGAUUUAAUAAGAUGUGGCAAUCUCAAGGAUACGCUCUUCCAUUGGACCUCAUCUCCACAAAUCAACAGUCAGUGCUCAUACAGCCCAAAUCACCUUUCUGACAGUUUAGUAAAUGUUUAUGAAAAGUUGAAAACUUUUAAUAAUGAACAUGUCGCUUCUCUCAGGGACAUCUUUGUGAGGUAAAUAAAAAAAUAUAAUAAAAUAACUAAAAUAAAUGUGUGAUUAAUACCAGGGUCACCUUCAGCAACUCAAAAGAUUAGAGCCGCCUUUGAUAUUUUCACUGGCUGAUAGGACUAAAUUGGAAGCAGACCAGUUUAGAUUUGAACUCUUGCUGUUGCAUUAUGUGCAAAAUGUAGUUUGUCAAAGUCUUACCUGAAACAGACAUCCUCUAGAUGGCGAUAUUGCUCCAAAACCUUUAGAUGUUGUCCAAAAUUAGUGGAGCCUUUGCCCUGUCCAGUAAUGCCCCCACCCUCAACAUAUCAUCAUAUACUGGAUUUUGUUUUGUUUUUGUUGCCCUCCUUUUUGUGUGACCUUCAUUCAUAGACUUUGUGUUAAACAUAGAUGUAGUUUCUUAGUCUGAAAAGUGAAUUCAGAGUGAAAGUAACUAAAAUCUCCAUUCUUUCUAACAGCCAGAAGGGGGCGACUCUUCUGGUUUAAAAAAGAACUCAAAAUUGUACAGAAGUCAGUAGGAAAAUGGUCCUCGGCUCCUGUGUUCUGUAACCUCAAUAAACACUUUCCUCAUGGAUUAAAGGGCUACCUUAUACACACUAACAUAUAGAUUUUGUAGAUUAGACCAUAUAAAGCAAAUCAGGGUACCCUGUGUAAGCAAUAUUAGUCACAGUUGAUUUGUAACUUUCAUUGCCAGACUGCAACUUUUUGUUAUUUUUGUUAGGUUGAAAUGAGAAAAAAUUGAAAAUCUAAAAAGAAAAAACUGAGCCUGGCCUCAACAAGAAUCUGUGAGCAAACAGAACAAAUGUAAUGGUUAUUUUAAAAGUGAGUGCAAAUAAAGCUUUUACAUCUGUGGUUUUUUUUGUUUCUGUUUGAUAUUUUUGGUACUCCUGUUUGCUUUAAUAAA